CCAGAUUCUUUGAAGAUGGUAGGUUUGCCAACUUUUUUCCAUGAUCUCAUAGAACCUGAUGUGGUGGUGAGACAGCAGGAAGCUCUGGCAGCAGCUCGCAUCAGGAUGCAAGAGGAGUUGAAUGCACAAGCUGAAAAAUACAAAGAAAAGCAAAGACAGCUUGAAGAAGAGAAGAGAAGGCAAAAGAUAGCCAUGUGGGAGAGCAUGCAAGAAGGAAAAAGCUACAAAGAGAAACGGAACCAGCAAGAAGUAGAAUCUGAUGCUUCUGUCUCAUCAACAAUCCCUAAGUCUAAACCUAACAAAAGGCCUUUGCGAGGAGCUGGUUAUAAUCCUUUGUCUGGAGAAGGUGGUGGUACCUGUUCUUGGAGACCAGGUCGCAGAGGAGGCCCAUCCUCAGGUGGAUGAGGCUAACUUUACUGGUGUCUAACAACACUAGCAGGCCUGAUCUGACCCACUACUGAACUUCCUGCAGCUUGCAUGUCACAGUGACUCUUCUGGGGCUUUGUUUAGUACAGGUGUAGACUUAAAAAGAAACAUACGUGACUUGCAGGUUUUAAUGUGACAACUAGAAGCCCUGACAGACAGUCACACACAGGAAAGUGGUUAAUGGCCUUUUUUAAGAGGGUAAAGAUUAUCUAGGAAACAAAAUGUGUUUUGCUUUAGCUAGAGAAGAAGCAAGGUCUAUGGCCAAAGCAUGUGAUUCGGUCAUGAAACUGUCUGUGCAUUGGUUUACUCAUCUGUAAAGUGGGCUGCUGUGAGACUUAAUUCAUUAAUGUUCACAAAGUGCUUUGAGAUCUUUGGCCAAAGAUGCUGUAGGAGAGCAAAGAACCAUCACGAGCACAGGCAAAUCUUAAUUUUACAAAAGUCUCGGUGGGCACCUACAACUUCAUCCAGGUUUUUUGAAAUCCCAGGUCAACUGAACUACAAUAACCUACUAUUGUAGAGGGGAGUACAAAAGCAUGCCAGAGACUUGUAAGAAUAGGGCUUGUCUGAAUGACAUUUCCGUUCCUGGAGGCUCUUGAAAAGUCUAACAAUGUUCCUGCCUAUUAAUAAAUGCUAAAUCUUUCAGCGGGUGACUUAGGCCAUGUCUACACUUACUGAUAGAUGGGCCCUGCUGCAGUCAAUGCGGCGAUGUUUAUUUAGUGGGUCUGGUGAAGACCUACUAAAUUAAUGGGAGAGCAUUCUAUCAAUUUGUGUACUCUACCUCCCUGAGAAGCAUAAGGGAAAUUGGCAAAGCGCGGUGUCUACACAGCAGUAAAUAAUCUAGAUAUGUCAUCUGCAGCUACGUUAUUCCCACGGCUGAAUUUGUGUAGUUUAGAUCAAUUUAUUGCGGAAGUAUACACCAGCUGUUACAGUUUGGCUCUGAGGGCUCAAAAGUCAUGGAUUUAGUACACAAGGCGAAUGAUUAUAGAUAAGUCUCUGUGACAAGUUGCAUUGAAUGAUGUUAUCCUCAUAAAUGGUGAACAAACCAGUGAGGAUCACUGAUACUAGACAGUAGAUGGGGGUUUCUUGUAUCUUUUUUUAAUUUCAGCUUUGUAAAACAAAACACUGUAAAUAUUGGAUACCAUUGCAAACAAAUUGUAAACUUAGCAUUUGCAAUAUUGUGGUUUUUAUAGCAUCUUUUUACAUAGGAGGUACGUAUUCUAGUUCAAUAAAUAUGUCUAAAGCAAGAUACUUCCUGAAUUGUGCAGUUACAUUUUUUUACUAAUUCAGCAUUAAGACUUUGCCUGGCAUUUUGAUGGCAUCCCUCACUUUUUUAAAAAAACAUUUAAUUUUCAUUGGGGGCUCUUUCAAUUAAUCACCUUCAGGUUGAGACCAAGUUGGGGGAAAUGUCAGACUAAAAACUUUGAAGUGUCAUAAAUGAUGGAAAUGGGGUAAAUCAGAUAAUCGGCAAUUGAUUUGUAUCUAGAAACUAUACAACUGGAAAGCUUAUAUUGAAAAAUAAGGCAAGGGCCUUGUGUUUUCCAAUGUGUGGGGGAAGAGCCUUGUGCUUUUCUAUGUCUGGAGGAGCUAGGUUAGCUCUUUUCAGGCUAUAGUCAAUGAUCUCUGGCUCGUUGGCAUGGUGGGCACAUCUUGGACUGGUUAACUUGAAAACUAAAAGACCUUCAAACAGAAGAAUAAUUUAUUACUUCUCUAGGCCUGAUCCUGCAGUGAGAUCUAUUCACAGUGGCCCUCUGAGAGAGCCUGCAUGAAUGCAGUGGGUCCCCAUGCAGGAUUGGGGCCUUCAUCUGGAGGCCACUAGAACAAUUUACUAUGUGCCCUCUUGCAUCUGUCUGCCAGAGGCACUGCAAAAAUCUUCCAAUGGCUGAUCGCCUGGCUGUCUUUCAUGCUGAAUAACUCUGCUGGAUACAGAAGACUGUUCUGUACCCUGCUAUCAGUCUCUGCUGUGUGAAGGUUACACAACAUUUGUACCAACAAGUCUGCAGUUUGCAAAUGAAUUUUACUUUAGCCUGUGUGCAUUUGGCAUGCAUGUGACUCUAAAUACUAAGUGAAUAAAGAGUGUCAGCUCUUCA
Molecule: messenger RNA, 2513 nt
Organism: Pelodiscus sinensis (Chinese soft-shelled turtle)
Lineage: Eukaryota; Metazoa; Chordata; Testudines; Trionychidae
Source: RefSeq, a predicted model, not a curated record